UUACAACGCAGACCUCCCCCUGUGAUCUGCUUGGUGUAAAACUUAAAUGCGUGAAUCGGAAACGAUGCAUACGAGAGUAGCAAGCGCGGUGUGUUGGUUUGUGUCACAACUUCCUUUUCAGCUGCAAGCUGAUCAAGAGGCUCGAAAGAACACGAGGAAGAAAACAUCUCGAGCCAUUUUCUCGGCUUCCUUGCUGGACUGCUCAUCAUUUUGAUUGACAUGUCAAACCCAGUCAUCACUCAGCCUGGUGCCGGCUCUUAUGGUACAAAUGUGCAGACUGGAGAAUGGAGCACUGGUCUUUGUUCUUGCUGCAGUGACCUACUUGUCUGUGCUCUUGGCUGUAUCUGUCCAAUAGCUCUCAGCUGUUACACAGCAAACAAGUAUGGUGAGAAUGUAUGUCUUGCAUGUGUACCUGGAGGAAUGGCUGCAUUGAGGACACACAUGCGACUGACCUAUGGAAUACAGGGCACAAUUUGCAAUGAUGCUUUGAUGGCCUGUUGCUGUGGACUAUUUGAAACAUGUCGAAUGGCCAGAGAAAUUCGUAUCAGGAAUGGAGAGACCUAGACCUCUUUACUGUUUCAGUUUUAAAAUUCUUUUAUAUUUUUGAAAGCAUUCAAAUUAAACAUUAAUUAAUUCAUUAAUCAAUAAUCAUACCUUAAGUGCAAAUCACCUAAGUAUGGCAGGAGAAUUAAAACCAUGAUAGAAUCCGUAAACAUACAUUCUUUGGAAAUAAAAAAGAGAUGACCAAUACUGUUUACUUAUUAAAUAAUGUAAAGUGUGUUAUAUUACUGCAGUUAAGUCUUGAAUUUAAGACUGUAAUACUUGCAAUAUUCAUUAUUACAUUGUAUGUGCUGACAAUUUUGCUGUAAUGCUCAAAAUGUGCCAAACUGCAGCAUUAAUAUGUAACUGUACUGUACAUGAGCUGUUUGUCAUAUUUAAUAUUCACCUCAAACACAAUACAGUGGAAUCGUCUAUUCAUAUGAAAUAAAAAACACCACUUUUCACGUUUAUUUA
This is a messenger RNA of Megalobrama amblycephala (Wuchang bream), 1014 nucleotides long. RefSeq names its product cornifelin-like. Bases 220 to 564 code for a protein of 114 amino acids. Gene Ontology annotation, cellular component: cornified envelope. NCBI's taxonomy places the organism in Eukaryota, Metazoa, Chordata, Actinopteri, Cypriniformes, Xenocyprididae. The transcript has 4 exons. The record is from RefSeq and is a predicted model, not a curated record.